GGUUCUCUCCCAGCCCUGGGAGGGGAGCGGGGUCUAGUGGUUAGAGCGGGUAGCGGGUUCCCUGCAGUCUCCCCUCCAGCUGGUCUCUCUCUGGUGGUUGAUGUUGCUCUGGGUCAUCGCAGUAACCGACCAGCUCUUCGCUCUUUCCUCUGCUCCCCGGCGCCGCGGCUGCCCAGGGGUCACCAUGAGGCGUCUCGUCUGGCUGCUGUUCCUCCCGGGCUUCCUCUGUCAAUGUGACCCAUCUGUCGAGGUCCCCGAGUCCCUGAUCGCUUGGACGGGGGCCUGUCUGUCCAUCCCGUGCCUGUAUCGAUCCUGUGUCCUGAACCCCAUAAGGACAAAGAAAUUGACCAUCAACUCCCUGACCUGGUACCUGAACCCUGUGUAUGACUCUGAGAAGAAAGAUUUCAGUGGCACCGUCCUGUAUAAACAUAGCGCCUCCAUCAGCCCAGCCGUCACAGAGCGUGUGAGGUUCCUGGGGGACCUGGAGAGAGAUUGCAGCCUGCAGCUGUCUGACCUGCGGGCCAGCGAGAACGGCACAUACGGGCUGAGACUGAUCAUCUCGAGCACUGGGCAGAAGCCAGAGGAGAAGAAGUGGAUGACUAAGAUCAGUGUGAACGUGAUGGGUUCGCCUCCAGCUCCUCAAAUCCAAACACCCAGUGAGUUCAGGGAGUCAAUCGCAGCCCAGGCAGUUUGCUCCGUAGCCUAUCACUGCCCCAACUACCCCAUAACCCUGACGUGGGUCGGUUUGGGGCAUAGGACUCCUGAGCCCACCAUGAGGACGGGGAGCGGAAGGACUGAGAGCACACUGACUUUCACGCCCACCUGGCAGGACCAUGGGACAAAUUUAACCUGCCGGCUCAGCACCCCGGCUGGGACACCGAGCUCCGAGAACAGCGUGGUGCUGGACGUGAAAUAUGCCCCUAAGGGAGUCCAGUUGAACGCGACACCCGGAGAGACUAUCCGAGACGGGGACAGACUCGUGCUGAUGUGCAUGACCAAGGGCAGCAACCCCCCCGUCUCCACGUACAACUGGUAUAAGGACACACAGUGGCUGCACCAGGGGCAGGAGCAGAGGCUAGAGUUUGAAGCCAAGGGGGAUGAGCAUUCCGGCUCCUAUCUCUGCCAAGCCACCAAUGAAAUACAGACGGUCCCAUCCCCAGCGCUGUGGAUAGACGUCCAGUAUGCCCCAAAGGACGCGCGUGUUGAACUGGUGACAGGCUCUCAGAUCCAGGAAGGGACCACGGUUGUGCUCAACUGCUCCUGCAGGGCUCAUCCGCCCGUCAGCAACUACACAUGGUACAGAAACGGCCAGCACCUCCCAGCACAAACCCAGCAGGAGCUUCACUUCAACAAGAUCCAUCCCGACCAGUCCGGUUCCUACCACUGCAAGCCUCAGAACAGAGUCGGGAUGUCUGAAUCGCCGGCCAUUACAGUUGACGUACAGCACCCCCCCAAGGAGGUACGAAUCACCCUCAAAAACCUCCAGCGCAUCCGGGAAGGCGACGCGGUGACGCUGAACUGCUCCGUGGGCAGCAGUAACCCCCCGGUGACCAAGUACACGUGGUACAAGGAUAACAGCCAGUAUCAGGAGACCCAAGAGAGCGUCCUGACCUUCCCUGCCACAGAGGAGUGGUCCGGUAGCUACAGCUGUGUGGCUCAGAACGCGAUCAGCUAUAGCCAGUCUUCAUCUGUCUCAGUGGAUGUGCAGUGUGAGUUAGAUGGGGGAAGGGUGGAGCCGGGCUUCUGCGGAUCCGGAUCGAUGCUCCCAUGUUGACAAGACGAGACCCAAGAUCCUCUGCAAGACACCUCACAUUUAUAGCAGCUUCCCUUUCAUGCAAAUCUAUACCAGAUGCAAAAUCUGUGUCUGUGUCUAUUGGUCCUUUGUGCUGCUUCUCUCUGGGUGUUGUCCCAAUGCUGUUUAAAGAGGGUGUUUUCUAAAGACGGUGCUCGCUUCUAACCCCCGAGGCUGUCUAAUCCCCAGGCCGUCAAUAUGUCUAAUCUUCUUUAGUGAGUCCACUUGACAAGUUUUAUUGUCCUUGGGUCUAGCUUCCAUCCCCUCCCCA
Molecule: messenger RNA, 2063 nt
Organism: Malaclemys terrapin pileata
Lineage: Eukaryota; Metazoa; Chordata; Testudines; Emydidae
Product: B-cell receptor CD22-like
Exons: 7
Coding region: 101-1774 (557 amino acids)
Source: RefSeq, a predicted model, not a curated record